UGUCGAUAAAAGACGAACGGGAGCGGUGAUCGAAUCGUUCGUAUUUUCUACCUUCGACUAGAUUCUUCGACACGCACAAUGAUCGCUCAAAGUCGCCUGCUCUUGUUGCUCGUCGCGUCCUCUUUGGUCGCUGUGGGUUACGCGCAUCCCGACCUCCAAGUGUACGAUGGCGGCAAUGGAAGGGUAUCGGUGAAGAUCAACGAGAUGUUCGACGAGAUGGUGCCCACGCUUCAAGAAAUUAUCUUGAAAGACUCGUUGGACCCACUGCCGAUGGCCGAUUACUCGAAGCAGCUGAGUGGGAUCCUGGGUCUCAAAGGAUCUCUCAGCAUGACGAAUGGUCAGUUGGUAGGACUGUCGACGAUAACUCGCGGCGACGACAUCAUUCUGUCGUACGACAAGAAGACUCUGACGAUAGACAUCUCUUUGAAAUUCGAUAUCCUCGACCUGCAAUACGACUACUAUCUCAAAUACGCAAUCAUAUCGAGAAAGGGAAGCUUCGACGGUCGCUUCACGACCAUGAAAAUGCGUACAAUAGUAUCGGUGGACUUCGACAGCUAUAAAAUCGCUCUCGAUUCGGUCAAGAUUACAGCUAUCCAGAAACUGGACGUUAAUCUCGAGGGCCACGCGUUCGACAAGGUGGUAAACGCUGUAAUGAAAGUUCUUGUGGACGUAUUUAAGAAGGAUGUCGUGAACACGAUCGAAACACGAUGCGCGGCGACUUUCGAAAAGGCUCUGGGUAAAAUCAAUGGACUGCUACCGAAACCCGACGGUCAACUCGCAAGAUACAUCGAAUACGACUUUUUGAAAAACGUUCCAACUACGUUCACCUACACCCUUAUUUAAAAAACUGCAACUGUCUUUUAAUCGGGAAUUGGAAACUGUUAUAACAUGGAGUUGAAUUCUUAUAAAACUUUUUUUAAUUUACUAACCUUGCUAAACGAUAUUAAACAUCUUACACAGAAAACAGAGAAUCAUUGAUCCACUGUAAAGCGUAAAAGUUACUAAUAAAGAAUCGAAUCCUCGAAUGAAAA
Messenger RNA from Colletes gigas, 1031 nucleotides. RefSeq lists its product as uncharacterized. The record is from RefSeq and is a predicted model, not a curated record. The transcript is spliced from 5 exons. The coding region runs from base 79 to 843 and encodes 254 amino acids. NCBI's taxonomy places the organism in Eukaryota, Metazoa, Arthropoda, Insecta, Hymenoptera, Colletidae.